GGCCUGACAGCGUCCAGGAAUAUGUCUGCACAUACAAUGUAUCCCAGGCAAUACUCCCUCUGUGAAAUUUGACCCCCGGCGUUUCCGUUUGUAGCAACAUGUCUCGUGCUGGUGAUAACCUUCCUUGGCAUAAUGAGCUCCAUAGACGUGAGCGGAUGGUUAUCAUUCAUUCAGUCGGACCGUUUUACUUUCUUAUUGGCCAUUCAUUUUAAAAGGGAAUAGCGCUCACAUUUGCAAGAUUGAAGGGCUUGCAGUUGGAUCUGCAUUUGACGGGCUAAUUCCUUCCCCGGAUGGUGAAAUGGACAAUGGCCACUCACGAAGUGUUAGACGUUCAAUACGACACGGUACUAGCAAUCUCUUACGCUUCGUACUGCCCAGCACUUGUUCCAUCAAACAUGCACAGACAAUUCGAUUCUUUACGUAUCCCUCUGUUAAGCAAUUUGCUUAGGCCAUCUCUUUACAUUGGAUGUUGUGCUGUUCUGUGGGGAAUCAUAAGCGGUCUGACUGCGCUAACAAAAGACUUCGGCAGUAUCGUUGCGUGUCGCGUGCUUCUUGGUCUACCGAAAGCUGCAUUUUAUCCGGGUUGUUCGUAUCUCCUAUCGAGAUGGUACACACGCAAGUUCUUGGCUGCUGCAGUUUUAGCGACCAUGGAAGACAAGUUCAACAUAGCUGCCUGGAGAUGGCUGUUCUUUAUAGAGAGUCUUGUCACUAUCACUGUUGGAAUUCUCUCAAUGUGGCUGCUUCCCGACUACCCGCACAAUACUCGGUGGCUGAAUCUCAAAGAGAGACGCCUUGCACAGCUUCGGCUCGCCAAAGAUGUCGGCGAAGCGGAUAUGGACUCGGAAGGGGCCAGCACUUUCGAGGGUCUCCGAAUGGCCGUAAAAGAUGUGAAGGCUUGUCUCUUUAUGUUCUUAGCUUUCCUCCUGUCCCUGGCAGCGAGUUUCACCAAUUUCUUCUCCACGCUGACUGCCACUCUCGGUUACUCCACAACGCGUCCUGACUGUUUCGGUGACAGGCCCCCGUGGGUCCUUCCCGCAAUAGUCGGUGUUGCCAAUGCCUGGCAUUCCGGCGAGUAAGUUCAAAGUAAUGCUAAGCAGCGCCUUGCUUGACAUAAACAGACCGCACUGGCAAACGCUUCUUCCACCUGGUCAUAUAUUGGUGGAUCACGAUUGUUGGAUUUAUCAUAUCACUAUCGACAAUGGCAACUGCUGCAAGAUACUUCUCGCAAUACUUGAUGACACUACGCUUUGGUGGUAUAGGUGGUCAGUGAUAUGGUGUUCAUUGCAUGGGUCGCCAAUGCAAUCCCCGUCCGCCCGGUAAACGCAGUGU
Molecule: messenger RNA, 1329 nt
Organism: Pisolithus orientalis
Lineage: Eukaryota; Fungi; Basidiomycota; Agaricomycetes; Boletales; Pisolithaceae
Product: major facilitator superfamily domain-containing protein
Exons: 12
Coding region: 291-1076 (261 amino acids)
Cellular component (GO): membrane
Molecular function (GO): transmembrane transporter activity
Source: RefSeq, a predicted model, not a curated record